AUAAAGAAUAAAACAUUAGUUUUGCCUCUCAGUCGAUUUUCUUAUAAAUUACAAAUUUUUAGUUUUUAUUCAGUCUGAAGAAAACUAUUAAGUUCAAAAACUGGAAAAAUCGACUGAGACCCAAAAUUAAUCUAUUUUCUACGGGGUGAAGAAAAAAAUUAAAAUUAAAAAUAAAAAUUUUAAAAAAAUUAAAAUUUCUUCAUUAAAACAAAAAAAGAAACAACUACUUAGAUAUUUAUCCAAUAUAAGAUAAUUUAUCAAAUUUGCAAUUAUCCGAAAUUUUAUCUAAUUUCCAGAAUGUAAAAUGAAUUGCGUAAUUUAAGUACAAUAAUCAUAAUUACCUAAUAAUAUUAUUUAAUUCACCUGAAUAAUAAACUAUUUGAGACAUUUUAAGACCUUGAAAAAAAUAGACAAACGAUGAGCUGGAAUUUUAAAAGCUUACAAGUAUAACAUGUGCGAAAAACGAGUUUUUCAAGAUUUGAAACAUAAGCACGUGUUCUGAACCACGUGUGUUUUUGUAAAAUCUAACGUCAAAUCAGAGAAAGCAAAAAUAACGUGCGUCUAUUGCAUUCAUUGAAAAGUAUUGGCUGUACAGGAAAGAAUGUGAUAGUCAAUCGAAACCUACAAUUCACCUCGAGUUCCUUUACAAUGCAUACUCUAGCCCACCAAUACACAUCAAUCUCCUAACUGGUUUUCAAAAUGAUUUAUAAAAGUCAACUUCUACAGUAUUUCCAGGCUUCUACACAUAUUUUACUUUAGUACUAAAGCAGAAUUCGAACAGAAUCUAUCUGUUCAUCUAGCAACAAUUCUCUGAAAAAAAAUUAAAAUAAUAAAUAAAAAUAUUUAUUAAAAAUAUUAAUUGUCUACAGAAAGAAUUUUUAUUAAUUUUUUUUCUUUUUUUUUUGGCAAAAACUGAAUAGGAAAAUUUUUUACUAAAUCGAUUAAAAAGUACAAUUUCGAUUUUUUUUUAAUUAAGACUAAGGAAAGAAAAAAGUCAUCGAUAUUGUGUUCCGUAAAUUAUAAUCAUGUUAAUUAGAGGCUUUAGAAAAAUUUUAGAAAAAGCUCCUAGGGAAUUUAAGAGGAAUUUCAGUUCGACUGCGAUUGCUUGUAGAGAAAAGGAAAGACUUUACGACAAUUCGAACCAAAUUAUCCGGCCACCGAGAAUAUUAAUUACAGGUGGACUUGGCCAGUUAGGAACAGAGUGUGCAAAACUUUUGCGCAAAAACUACGGAAACGAAAAUGUCAUAUUGUCCGACAUUAUUAAACCAACUGAAGAAGGUCUUUCGAAUGGACCAUUUAUUUUCGCCGACAUUCUCGAUUUUAAAGGACUGCAAAAGAUUGUCGUAAAUCACAGAAUAGAUUGGCUCAUUCAUUUUAGUGCACUUUUAAGUGCAGUCGGUGAACAGAAUGUCCCCCUCGCUGUUCGAGUAAAUAUCGAAGGCAUGCAUAAUGUUAUUGAAUUGGCAAAGCAGUAUAAUUUGAGAAUUUUCGUACCAUCAACUAUUGGUGCUUUUGGUCCUGAUUCGCCGAGAAAUCCAACACCGAAUGUCACGAUUCAAAGGCCAAGAACAAUUUAUGGAGUCAGCAAAGUGCACGCCGAACUUCUUGGCGAAUAUUAUCAUCAUAGAUUUGGAUUGGAUUUCCGUUGUCUUCGAUUCCCGGGUGUCAUCAGCAGUGAUCCGCCAGGAGGUGGAACUACUGAUUAUGCAGUUGCUGUCUUUCACGAAGGAUUAUUGAAUAAAAAAUACGAUUGUUAUUUGGAGCCACAUACCCGAUUGCCAAUGAUGUACAUUGAUGAUUGUCUCUCAUCACUUUUCCAGUUCUUGAACACUCCAAACGAUAAAUUACGAAGAAGAGUUUAUAACGUCACGGCAAUGAGUUUCUCUCCAGAGGAACUUUUCACUGAGUUGACGAAAUAUAUUCCUGAUUUGCAAAUUUCUUACAAUCCCGAUAGCAGGCAACUUAUUGCUGAUUCGUGGCCUCAAGUAUUCGAUGACAGUGAAGCGAGAGAAGACUGGGGAUGGCAGCACAAUUAUGAUCUUGAAAAACUCGUUCACUCAAUGGUUCGUGAUGUUAGUGAAAAUUUCCUACCCAAGUUUCAUCGACUCCAGGAAGUGAAUAGUUAUGUUUAAAAAGACGAAAAAUUGAUAAUUGAUAAUUUUCAUUUUUUAAUAAAAUUUUGAUAAACAA
Leptopilina heterotoma is the source of this 2190-nucleotide messenger RNA. RefSeq names its product L-threonine 3-dehydrogenase, mitochondrial (gene Tdh). Gene Ontology annotation, molecular function: L-threonine 3-dehydrogenase activity. The record is from RefSeq and is a predicted model, not a curated record. The transcript is spliced from 5 exons. Gene Ontology annotation, biological process: L-threonine catabolic process. Lineage: Eukaryota; Metazoa; Arthropoda; Insecta; Hymenoptera; Figitidae. Bases 1026 to 2132 code for a protein of 368 amino acids.